Molecule: messenger RNA, 4893 nt
Organism: Astyanax mexicanus (Mexican tetra)
Lineage: Eukaryota; Metazoa; Chordata; Actinopteri; Characiformes; Acestrorhamphidae
Gene: c2cd5
Product: C2 calcium dependent domain containing 5
Exons: 31
Coding region: 319-3996 (1225 amino acids)
Biological process (GO): protein localization to plasma membrane; positive regulation of protein targeting to membrane; positive regulation of D-glucose transmembrane transport
Cellular component (GO): plasma membrane
Molecular function (GO): calcium-dependent phospholipid binding; calcium ion binding
Source: RefSeq, a predicted model, not a curated record
CAACCCUCCGUAGACCCGCCUACCUGUCGCCGUUGGCAAGUAACGCCACUGCGGGUGUUUAUCUCCGGUUAGCUAUCUUUAAUCGCAAACUUCAGGAUUUAUAGCGGAUUUUCCAGCGUACAGACAUGUUUUUUUAAGUAGUAGCGGAGGCUGUGCAGCUCUGUUCCAGGCUUUUGGGUCAAGAAUUCUGUUUUAAUUCGUGUUAUGGGCUCGAAAGGCACGCUAGGCCGAUGGACCGACUGUAACGUCAAAUUGAAAACGCUGCGCUGUUCUGCAGCUUUUCUGAAGCGCCAGGAUCCGGUCUGGUCAAGGUAAACAAUGCCGGGGAAACUGAAGGCCAAAAUAGUGGCGGGCAGACAUCUGCCCGUCAUGGACCGUGCAAGUGACCUCACUGAUGCCUUUGUGGAGGUGAAGUUUGGAAACACAACUUUUAAAACUGACGUCUAUCCUAAGUCCCUGAAUCCUCAGUGGAAUUCAGAGUGGUUCAAGUUUGAGGUGGAUGAUGAGGAUUUGCAGGACGAGCCAUUGCAGAUAACUGUUCUGGAUCAUGACACAUACAGCGCUAAUGAUGCCAUAGGGAAGGUUUACAUUGACAUUGACCCACUACUUUCCAGUGAAGCUGCUACAGUCAUCUCUGGCUGGUUUCCCAUCUACGACACCAUUCAUGGUAUUAGAGGAGAGAUCAAUGUGCUUGUCAAGGUGGACCUCUUCAAUGACCUGAACCGAUUCAGACAGUCUUCCUGCGGAGUCAAAUUCUUCUGUACUACGUCAAUUCCGCGAUGUUACCGUGCUGUCAUGGUUCAUGGCUUUGUGGAGGAACUAGUGGUCAAUGAGGAUCCGGAGUACCAGUGGAUUGACCGCAUCCGAACCCCACGAGCUUCCAAUGAAGCCCGGCAGAGACUCAUCUCUCUUAUGUCUGGUGAACUCCAGAGAAAGAUUGGUCUGAAGGUUCUGGAAAUGGGUGGAAACGCAGUGGUGGGCUACCUCCAGUGUUUUGACCUGGAGGGGGAAUCCGGCCUUGUUGUUCGUGCCAUCGGCACCGCCUGCACACUUGACAAAAUCAGCAACACAUACGCACCUGCAUCAGCCAUUAACCCAUGUAACUCGUCUCCAUCCAAAGAUACAAAAGACUCUCCGCAGGCUGUUCCUUCCGCUCUUGGAUGUCGCUCCACUCACAGCAGUCCGGUUCACAGUGCAAGCAGCCGCCUUUCUCAGGGCUUCUCCGUUUCUGUGCCAACCCUGCUGUUCGCCGGUAUGAAACACAGACACAGGAGCUCAGAGGGCCCCAGAGCCAGGCAGUGUAGGGCGGGUUUUGGGGAGGAGGCCCCUGGUGUCCCGUUGUCCUCCGGACCCCCCACCCCGCUGAGAGCUCAAACCUUCUCCUCCUUCUCCCCUUCCAAGUCCUACAGCCGCCAGUCCUCUUCCUCUGACACGGAGCUCAGCCUCACCCCCAAAACUGCGAGGAUUUGUCUGUCUCCCAGUUCUCCUACCCUUCAGUCUAAAUCUUCACCCAUUCCCACUACUAAGGCCCUCAGGAGUACAACUCCUCCCCCUCUCCAUGUGAGCCAGUCAGACACAGCCAUGCUGCGAAAGAGCGUGUCCUUCAGUGAGGACCUGUUACUGGCUGCCUCUGGUAUGGGCAGUGGGGGCAGUGCAGGGAAGGAGGCAGGACCUCUUAAAGCACUUUUAAGGCAACAGACCCAGUCAGCUUUGGAGCAGAGGGAGUUUCCUUUCUUUACCCUGACCAGUUUCCCUGCUGGUUUUCUGCUGCAUGUGGGUGGAGUGGUCAGCGCACGUUCAGUCAAGCUUCUAGAUCGAAUCCACAACCCUGCCUUGGGUAACACCAGAUCAUACAAACUGCUAGACUGGAAUAGUUUCACCGCAGAUGAGCCAGAAACACGAGAUGCGUGGUGGGAGGAAAUUCGUCAGGAGAUUAAGUCUCAUGCUAAAGCUCUGGGCUGCCAUGCUGUGGUGGGAUACAGCGAGUCCACUAGCAUCUGCGAAGAAGUGUGUAUCCUGUCUGCGUCAGGCACAGCUGCUGUCCUCAGCUCUCGCUUCAUGCAAGACGGUGCCCUGGACAUGGAUCACAGGUUGUCACGGCAACAAGCACCUGUCUUUACCUCAGGGACAGAGAAAGGCGAGGGUGAUAUGGGUAGUUCAGCCUCAUUAGGGUUUGAAGACCUUGCGCCCCCUGGCUGUGGAUUUUGUCACAUACCGUAUGAUGAGUUGAACAUGCCAUUUCCAGCUCAGCUCACAUACUGCCACUGCUGCCGGCGCUUUAAAGUCCCAGAUGUGCUCUUCACUACUAUAGACCUGCCUACUGAAGCCAAUGUUACUGGCAAGGGUUGCCUUAUACAAGCCAGAUUAUGUCGGACUAAAAAGAAGGCUCAGGGGGAAGGAAAUGCCACAGCCAUUAGUAAUUUGUUGCCAUUUCUGGAGUACGAGCUGCACACGCAGCUGAUGAACAAGCUGAAGCUGCGCAGCAUGAACGCACUAUUUGGUUUGCGCAUUCAAAUCAGCAUUGGAGAGAACAUGCUGCUGGGCUUGGCUUCUGCUACAGGGGUGUAUCUGACUCCGCUACCCAGUCCAGGAGGAAUCCAGAUAGCAGGAAAGACCCCGAGUGACAUCACAUACGAACAACACAUCUCAAACAUGCAGAAGAAAAUCAAUGACACCAUUGCCAAAAACAAGGAGCUGUAUGAGGUCAACCCCCCGAAACUAUUCACUCUGGACCCAGAAGCUUUCAGAUGCAUCAAUACGGAACUUGUUGAGGAGGUGAUUGGCUCUCCUAUCCCUGAACCCCGGCAACGUUCCCGGCUCUUCCGCUCCCACUCGGAGAGUUCAGACGAGGUGUCGGAGUUAGACCUGUCUCACGGAAAGAAGGAUGCUUUCGUUCUAGAGAUUGACGACACAGAUGCUGUUGAAGACAUUCACUCCCUCCUUACUGAUGCCCCAACACCUCCAGGGUUUUACAGCUGCAAUACUGAAAUCAUGCCUGGGAUUUAUAACUGGACUUCAGCUUUACAGAUGUUUACAUCUGUAAGAGUCUUCCGCCUCAGCAAUGUAAACCUCACUAAUCAGGGCCUGAAUAAGGUGUUCAAUGACCUCUGUGAGAAUCUCCUUAAGAGCCUGUACUUUAAACUGCGCUCCAUGGUGCCCUGCUGCCUCUGCCAUUUGAACUUCACUGUUGCUGUGCCUGAGGAUGAGCUCAUACAGGUGGCAGUGACAGCAGUGGCGAUGAGCUUUGAUAAGGAACAGACUCUGGAAAAUGGCAGACAAAGCUGCGACAAGACGCUUAUGAAAGCCAUUACAGAAAACGAAGAGCAGCUCCAGUUCCCUCUAGAGCUCACUGCUGAAUCCUCCUCCAACCCUCUGAGCUCUGCCAAAGGUCUGUCUGAGGUUUCAGGUGCUCUGCCGAGCGCUCGGGCCCCCUCAGUUGAUUACAGUUCCUUUACAGACAGAUGCAGCUCCUGGAUAGAGCAGCUUAGACUGAAAGCUCAUACCAUAAGACGCGGAUCAAUUAAAACAAUGUCCUCUCUGGAGAAGGCCAGUCCGCUGCCGGAGGGUCGGUCUCGCUCUCUCAGGUCGAAUCGGUCCUACGCUGGAGGCUCUGUCGCUGUGGUCAAGAUGACUCCGCUCUCUUUUAUUCCUGGAACCAAAAUAAUCAAGUACCUCGGCAUCAUCAACAUGUUCUUCAUCAGGGAGACCACUUCACUACGGGAGGAGGGUGGGGUGAGUGGCUUCCUGCAUUCGUUUAUAGCUGAGGUCUUUGCUAUGGUACGAGCCCAUGUAGCUGCUCUGGGUGGAAAUGCUGUUGUGUCCUACAGCAUGAAGGAGUGUGUGUUUAUGGAGAAUCCUAACAAGAACCAGGCUCAGUGCCUUAUCAAUGUCAGUGGAGAUGCCGUGAUCUUCGUCCGAGAGUCUGAGCUCGAGGCCACGCCUCCACAGCCUCAGUCAGCGAGCACACAAACCUCCAGCAGCGGAGAGGGAACAUGAGAAUAAACACAUGGUGGACACACUUUCUCUCUGUAACCUUAAACACAUCUGUCCACUCCAAGUCUAACAGGUUUAGUAUCUGCCUCUGCGGUACCAAACAGAACAUCCAAAGAUAAAGUAAAGAUAAUUUUUAAGGUGAACUCAAAUAGAGUGAUUGCAGUGUUUUAUGCGGCAUACUCAAGAAAUUACCUUUCACAUCCAUGUUGAUCCAUGAGAAACAAGGUGAAUCUUCUACUGAAAACCCUUUUUUUUUUAAGGAAAAUCGCCAUGCUUCCAUUCAUCGGCCAUGCUGUACACAUUCCGUUCAUCCUAGAGAAGCCUGGCUGAGGCAGCUAAGAUAUAAAUGACGUUAUUAGAGUGUGUGUCUUAAGUGUCAACAUUGGGAGUCUCUCCGUGGCCAUCUUUGUAUUUUUCCACCAAAGGAAUAUAGUAAACGCACACACUCAUGCCUACGUCCUACGUACAAAAAAUCCUGCCAUGCUUAGUGUCAUUUUAGACAUCUCCCCUGAAGUACUACUGAUCACAUUUCAAUCAUGUGUAAAAAGAAAAUGCUGGAAAUGUUUUUUGUUUUUCUCUAUUUUAGUCCAUGUGCCAGGCUGGCUGCAUUUUCUGUGUUUAAGCAGUUUGAGGUCAAUCUCUGUGAUCCUGGUUUCUUAUUCUUGCAUGUGCAAUGCCAGCUAUUCCUUUCCUUACUCGGAUACUAGGGUGGAGUGAUGCCAAAAGCAAACUGCCCAGGAAAGACUUGAAUGUACAGAUGGAGGGGAAAAGGCCUACUGGCUGAACGAGGCUGGAUGCUUGACAAAUCCUCUGCUCAUCUUUAGACUGAUUGUCUACAAAAGUCUGUUUGCUUGAGGACAAAUCAAAUGGUGCACAAUAAUUAAAAGUAUGUAUGUUAAA